Molecule: messenger RNA, 413 nt
Organism: Phytophthora sojae
Lineage: Eukaryota; Oomycota; Peronosporomycetes; Peronosporales; Peronosporaceae
Exons: 1
Coding region: 17-334 (105 amino acids)
Source: RefSeq, a predicted model, not a curated record
GGCCGCGGAGCAUGCUAUGUCGUGGAGGUCGACACCCAGCGCGAACGCUGGCAUGAACUGGCUCGGGUACUCCAGUCGCGAGGAACUUGAAGCCAGCGGCAUCCUGGACAAAUGGGUGCAGCAGCAGCAACAGCAGCAGAACAACCUCCUGCCCUCCCGCCGCUCGUCGAUACAGCUCUGCCCGCGAUGCCUGGGCCAUCGCAUUGAGAAGAUCGUGUACAACUCGAUGGUGCUCGAGCAUAAUUGCUCCGAGUGCGAUGGAGAAGGUGUGGUUCGUCCACGGGCGUCAGGACCACAAACGCCAGCGUCCCCGACGAGCGCAACGACGGCGUAGCAGUUCAGGGCCAGUCGGACUGCAGACUGCAGUCUUAACAAAGCCUUUAACUCUGUAAUGAAUGGAUCUUGAAUGGAUU